Messenger RNA from Adineta steineri, 1035 nucleotides. NCBI's taxonomy places the organism in Eukaryota, Metazoa, Rotifera, Eurotatoria, Adinetida, Adinetidae. The record is from the annotation of a GenBank genome assembly.
AUGACAAGACAAACACAAAGAAGUCUAUCAUUUAAUUCACCAAUAAACGUUUCAAGAAGAUCAAAACAACAACCAAUUAUUGCUGUUAAACGAAAUGUCAUACCAAUUAAAUUACCAACAAUUGUCAAUAGAACACAAUCAACUACUGUUAAACCAUCUUCAUCAGUUCAUCUUCGUAAUUUAUCACAAUCGAUAGUACCAUCAUCAAUUCUUAUCGAUCAAUUUUCACCUCAAGAUGAUCUUCAACCAAUUCUUCUAUCAUCUCAUUUCACAUUAAUUAAAGAUCAUACCAUAAAACAAAAUCUUUCUCAAAAAGCAAUACUAAAAUGUAAAUCACCACGAGCGGGAAGUGCUAUUAGUCGAUCAACAAUUUUCGGUGGUACAGAUAUAUACGAACAAACAAAAUCUCGUCGUCCACUUCAGGGUAUGGAUGUCGGCACAUUACUUACUGAAGCAGUACGGAAUCGACUUACCCUUUUAUUUAAUAAAAUCGAUACAGACAAAGAUGGACAUUUAUCAUAUUCUCAAGUACAAAUAUGUUUACCACCAAAUUUUCCUCAUGCACAAAUGACUUUCUUUCGUGUGCUAUAUGAUGUAAUUAGUGGUACAACAUUUUUUGGUUUACAAGAAUUCUAUGCCAUAGCUAUAAUUGUUGAAUUAGUAGCACAACAAAAUACAGUAUUAUGGAAAACAUUUUUAGAUGAUGUUGAUUUUAAUUAUUAUCAUGAAGAUAUUCUUGAACUUGUAGACGAAUUUAAUGAUCAAUGUCCAAUAGAUAGACAUAUAAUAUCUUAUGAAAUAUUUCUUGAAUUAGUUAUGAAACGAAUAAAAGAUGGUAAAAUUGAACGUGUUACAAAUGAAUUACAAUGUAUUGUACCAAAUAUAAAAACAAUGAAAAUCAAUCGUAUAGAUUUUAUUUCGUUUUUACCAUUAAUCAUUUAUAUUGAAUCAUGUUUUAAUCAUGAACAAUCAUUAUUUCGUUUUCGAGAAAAUUCAUUACUUGAUAAACAUAUGCAACGAGCUUUAUUAUCUUAG